UACUUUCGUAACGGUGCUCGGCCGCCGACUCUUGUUUGAAUCACCUCUUGCAUGGCAGAAGUCAAGACAGGGACCAAUCAACGAAAUCAGUGGUGAAGGACAUUCCCCGGGAAAAACGUGUACCGGAUAGCAUGGCGCCUAGAUAGCAUGGCGCUAGAGCUCAUAGCGCCUGAAGCCCUUACGCUUCCGGAAUGCUUCCCAACCACAACAUACGUGUCAUGACCCACCCCCCUGACAUCCAUCCUGGAAAAUUUUCCCUCAACGUAUCUGGCGUCGCAGGGUUCUUUGGGGGCGAUGAAGCCAUCUCCGCUAUACAGACCAUCCAUCACUACAAGGCCAGAAAGUUCCUGGGAUGGUACAACUCCCCUGGCAGCUGGAAUGUUGGCAAGAAGUUUGGAAAGCUCGCAAAAUCCCCUUUUUGGGACGGGCUCUUCCCUGGGGCCAAUGAAGAACCGGCAAAAUUGUUCGACCUUGAUGGCAAGCGGGGCCCAAAAUAUGUCGCCGCUAGAUCUGGAACCGUCCUGGAGCACACCGGCCACCUUGCAUAUUUGAUAAUGGAGAAAAGCAAAGAGGAACUAGGAGUGCUGGUACCAGGGAAAAGAAAGAUCACGAAACUGAAUAAAGUGACUAUCAUCAAGAUGCCGUCCGUUUUUGGAGAACCGCCGCCGCAAGGGGGACUCGGAGAAGCGCUAUCGCAAGGAGGAGAAGUGCGUCUGAAAGGGGGAGAAGCGACACAACAAGGGGCACAACAAGCGAAAGGCCAGCCGUCUAAUGUCGAGCUGGUUUAUGAUAUCCUACCUCACAGGGGGGGUCACGCGCUCGCUGCAAUUCUACCAAUAGCCGCUAGCUGGAUCACAUGUGCAAUGUGUGGAUGGAUACGCGACUGGUUCUGCUUUUCAAUGAUUCUUCUGGGAAUUAUUUCAAAUGGCAUGUUCUCCUUGGUCAUAGGGUUGGCAUGUUUAAAGCUACAAGGAGUGGGCACAGCACCUACGGCUCCACCCGGAGACGGAAUGCUGAUGGACGGUGAUAAUAUCGUCCUCCUGCUUGGGAGAGAGAAAGAGGUCGCCACGAUCACAAGGGGCAGGUUCAUCCUUGAAUAUAACAACAUGGUUAGGUGGAGGAGCAGAAAGGAAAAAAUGAAACGUUCCGUUCCUGGAGACGGAACGAGGUUGCCCGAGUCGAAUCGUAAUGGUGAUGCGGAAGAAGGUCAAAGUAAUUCUGAUCUAGAGCAGAGUGAAGAGCCCGUCAGAGACGAGUACGCUGCCAUUGGAUUCUUUUCGUUCCUACUCGUCGCACAACUCCUCGCCCAACUACUCUUGAUUCCCCAGGGCACAUUCACUGGUCAAAUCAUGUUCCUGAUCUCUUUCGCAGUUUCGUGGCUGUACAACUUGUACUUGUCCUCAAUCGACAACGAGUAUAUCCAGGAACGAUCGAUUCUAGAAAUAUUUCAUCUAGAGAAGAAGCAUAUGCGGACGUACAUCUGUAGGACGAGAACAACUGCCGCAGUGUUCACAUGCCUGAUGCUCCGGCCUCCUGGUAUUUAUGAAGAAUCGGGAUGGAAGAACCUAGGUUUCAAACCAGAAAGUAUCAUUUGCAACUUCAUUCCGAAUGAUACACUAGUAUGGAUCACAUGGAGAAAAAAGGUCUUGGAUGUAAUGAGAACACACAAUCAUGAUGGUGACCCAGUCGCUUGCCACAAUUUACUCCAGAUGACCAACGAGGAGAAAAGAGAUUUCGAUGCGAAUAACAGAACACUUCUCGAAACCCUCCUGGGAGACGCUAGAGCUGCAUAUGAUCUGGCCAUGAGAGAGCAGAAGUGGUUGACAGCGGCACUACCGUAG
Suillus subalutaceus is the source of this 1841-nucleotide messenger RNA. RefSeq lists its product as uncharacterized. NCBI's taxonomy places the organism in Eukaryota, Fungi, Basidiomycota, Agaricomycetes, Boletales, Suillaceae. The transcript is spliced from 5 exons. The record is from RefSeq and is a predicted model, not a curated record. The coding region runs from base 219 to 1841 and encodes 540 amino acids.